UACCCAAAAAAUCUACCUUCAUCAUGAAGCCUCCAGUUUUCGCUGCCGCAAUCUUGGAUUUCGCCUGUCGCCAUGUUGUUGUUUUUCGCCUCAAAAUGAGCGGAAGUUACCGUAUUUUAAAACUAAAAUUUAAAAUGGUCACUAAGGGAAUACAUAAGCAGUGAGAAGAGCAUUGGUGUGCUUCAUCCAUGAACAAACAUCAUUAAUGUACGGACAUGUUCAGCUGUGGGAUAUUUGCGCCAUUUAUUGAGUUGCGCGGUGCGCGCGAGACGUCAUAUUUAUAAUAUUUCCCACGUCGCCUGAAGGCAGCAGCAGAGCGGAGACCGCUGCAGGCUGCGCGGGAGAAGAGACGCGGGGCGCCGGCUCGUGGAGGUGUCCGUGUCCCCUUCGUGGAGGUGUCCGUGUCCCCCUCGUGGAGGUGUCCCUGUCCCCCUCGUGGAGGUGUCCGUGUCCCCUUCGUGGAGGUGCCCGUGUCCCCCUCGUGGAGGUGUCCCUGUCCCCCCUGGAUUAAUGCUCGUUUAUUCACGUGCGUGUCGUGCUUCACGUGAGGAAGAAGAGGAGGAGACGUGAGAGAGGAGAGAGACACGGCAGCCUCGAGCAACAGGAGCGAACAUCUCAUCUAUUCAUUAUUUAUUUUAUUUCUAUUCUUCCUCAAACGCUCAAAGAAAUGCGGUGACAACGUAAUGAUUGACCUUUGACCUUUGACUCUGGAGGAGGGAGGCGUGUCUCCCAGGGGGGAUGAACAUGGAGAGCUUCCCAGGGGGCGGCGGCGGCUCGGGACCCAACGCCACGAACGGCUCCGUCCCGCCGGCGCUCCCGUUCGCAGACGGCGCGGCGGCGGCGACGGCGGUCGUCCUCGGCCUCCUCACCGUCCUCACGGCGCUGAUCAACGCCGCCGUCAUCGGCGCCAUCUGCACCACCCGGAAGCUGCGGCUGCCCGCCAACUACCUCAUCUGCUCGCUGGCCGUCACCGACUUCCUGGUGGCGCUGCUCGUGAUGCCCGUCAGCAUCCUCUACAUGACCACGGAGGCGUGGACCCUGGGCCGGGUGGCGUGCGAGCUGUGGCUGAGCCUGGACAUGACCUGCUGCACCUGCUCCAUCCUGCACCUGUGCGUCAUCGCCCUGGACCGCUACUGGGCCAUCACCAAGGCCAUCGCCUACGCCCGCAAGCGCUCGGCGCGCCGCGCCGCCGCCAUGGUGGCCGUGGUCUGGGUCAUCUCGGUUUUCAUAUCCAUGCCGCCGUUGUUCUGGAGGCAGAGGCCCGGCGGCGGCGGCGGCGGCGGCGGCCUCCACCAGUGCGUCAUCGAGCACGACCACCUGGGCUACACCAUCUACUCCACCGUGGGGGCGUUCUACAUCCCCAUGGUGGUCAUCCUCAUCCUGUACUACCGGAUCUACACCGCCGCCAAGACGCUGUACCAGAAGCGCGGCGGCUCCGCCCGGCAACUCAGCGGCCGCUCGGCGGGCAGUCAGAACUCGGCGGACCGCUGCCGGGUCGCCCACACGUUCUGCGCGUCCGACCCGUCCAACUCGGACGCCGCCGAGAAACCCGACGGCGCCGAGACGGACGCGGACGAGAAGAACCAGAUAUGCACGUCGCGCGAGAGGAAGGCGGCGAGGAUCCUCGGCCUCAUCCUCGGGGCCUUCAUCGUCUGCUGGCUGCCGUUCUUCCUGAAGGAGGUGCUGGUGGGGCUGCGGGUGGUGCGGCCCUCGCCCGCGGUGUCGGACUUCCUGACGUGGCUGGGCUACGUCAACUCCCUGGUCAACCCGCUGCUGUACACCAGCUUCAACGACGACUUCAAGGCGGCUUUUAAAAAGCUGCUCGGGAGGAAAGAGCACGCGUGAAGGGUUGAGUUCUAAAAAGACAAAAGAGACCGAAGGGACGUAAACGACGUUAACGACGUAAACAACGUUAACGACGUAAACAACGUGAACGACGUAAACAACGUGAACGACGUAAACAACGUUAACGACGUAAACAACGUUAAUGUCUGCAGCGACAUGGAGAUGUUGUGCUUUUCAAGUAAAAGAAGUUACAUCUCAACAAACAA
Messenger RNA from Pseudoliparis swirei, 2051 nucleotides. Its product is annotated as 5-hydroxytryptamine receptor 1E. Gene Ontology annotation, molecular function: G protein-coupled amine receptor activity. The coding region runs from base 739 to 1845 and encodes 368 amino acids. NCBI's taxonomy places the organism in Eukaryota, Metazoa, Chordata, Actinopteri, Perciformes, Liparidae. The transcript is spliced from 2 exons. Gene Ontology annotation, biological process: adenylate cyclase-activating adrenergic receptor signaling pathway. Gene Ontology annotation, cellular component: membrane. The record is from RefSeq and is a predicted model, not a curated record.